Molecule: messenger RNA, 676 nt
Organism: Triticum urartu
Lineage: Eukaryota; Viridiplantae; Streptophyta; Magnoliopsida; Poales; Poaceae
Product: putative transcriptional regulator RABBIT EARS
Molecular function (GO): DNA-binding transcription factor activity
Source: RefSeq, a predicted model, not a curated record
GGCACGCUACCAAGCUAAGCUAGAGAGUGAAGCCACCACAGGAGAAGCAGAGUUGCUGGCCGGCAAAUAUCUCUCCCCCGGCCGGCUCUCUCUUCUCCGAUGGAUCAGGCUCCCCAUGGCGCAGCCGCUUCCCUAGACCUGUCCCUCACGCUGGCCCCCAUGAGAUCACCACCACCAUCCUCCUCCUCCUUUUGGGCUGAAGGAGACGCCGCUGCCGGCCACGGCGGCCCUGGUGGCCAUGACGGCGAAGCGAGAUCGAGGCGGCUGUUCUCGUGCCUCUUCUGCGACAAGAAGUUCCUCAAGUCUCAGGCGUUGGGGGGCCACCAGAAUGUGCACAAGAAGGAGCGGGCCGGCAGCUGGAACCCUCGCCUCUACCUACAAUCCGACCACGGCGACCGGCCGGCCACCGCGGCGGCAAAUGCGCCGGCGAGAUGGCCAAAUGCGCGCCUUGAUGACGACGGCGAGAAGCAGUUGCAGCAGCUUGAUCUCAACGUCAAGCUUUAAUUAGCUAACUCGUGUGUACGUUUUUACUAUCUUCCUUUCCAUCUUCUUAUCCUCCUUGAACUAGCUAGUUUGUGUGUGCGCGCGCACUACACGUAUUCGGUUGCAAGCACGCAUGUUCGUCCCGUACUGUACAUAUACUUUGGUCUCUAUUACCUAUGGUCUUUUUUUUCGA